GUGGACUGCACAUGUAUAUGCUAUUGGAGAGUUCGCAUGCAUGCACGCAGUUGCAUGGAAAAGCGUCAACUCUAUAGUGUAGUAGAGGCGGCGGCGUCUGCAAGUACAUGUACUGACGACCAUAACUCGCAGUCAUACCGUGCAGACACAUUGCGAUUGCUCAGCAAUAGUUUUCUUUUUCUCUAACUUUGACACGAGAGUCAAGAAGAUGCCGGUGCAAAUAUCGUGGCCUGUCGUUGUUGCUACCGUUCAUCCAAAUAUUGGCGGGUGGAUUGGUGGUAUCAUUACCAAAAAGAACAUCAAUCCUUGGUACCAGUCGUUGAAGAAACCAACGUGGACACCACCGAAUUGGGCAUUUGGCCCAGUAUGGACUGGAAUAUACUGCUCCAUAGGAUAUGCCUCACAUUUGGUUUUGCGCGAUAGCGACAGUUGGGAAAAAGCUGCACUACCACUCUCGAUUUACGGAGCUAAUUUGGCACUCAACUGGGCUUGGACGCCUAUUUUCUUUGGAGUGCAUAAAAUUAAAUGGGCACUGUACGAUAUAGUUGCUCUUUGGGGCACUACAGUUGCAAUGGCUGUGGUAUUCUACAGAGUUAACACCACGGCCGGGCUGUUAAUUCUUCCAUACAUCGCUUGGAAUACACUUGCAACUGCUCUCAACUAUGUAGUAUAUAGGGACAACGAAUUAAAUAACUCGAUGCCAUCCACCGAAGACAAAAAGAAAUAGAAUGUUGAACUUUUUGUUAUGAUAGACUUUUUGUCUAUCCUAUGCAAUUUAGAUGAUACUUAUUUUUAUGCGAUUGUUAAGCCUUGUUCAACAAUAAGUUUCAUACAUGUCACUCCUGAUCCCUGCGCUUUUAUAUCACCUACUCUUGUGUAA
Messenger RNA from Phymastichus coffea, 880 nucleotides. RefSeq names its product translocator protein (gene Tspo). The coding region runs from base 209 to 727 and encodes 172 amino acids. Gene Ontology annotation, cellular component: mitochondrial outer membrane. The record is from RefSeq and is a predicted model, not a curated record. The transcript is spliced from 3 exons. NCBI's taxonomy places the organism in Eukaryota, Metazoa, Arthropoda, Insecta, Hymenoptera, Eulophidae.